CCCACCCUCAUACUCUCUCUUUUACUCUCUCCUUCCCUUUCGCUCACAAGGAUCUCUCAGCGAGCAUGAGAAGACACUGAGAGGACAUUCACACCGGACUCCUGGACACUGAUGACCUGCAGAGGACGACUCUGCAACUGACAUUUCUGCACAUUUCGACACACAUACAGCUCUACUCAGCACCAUGACCAGGAAGGUGUUCACCAACACGAGGGAGCGCUGGCGCCAGCACAACGUCAACACUGCCUUCGCCGAGCUCCGCAAGCUCAUCCCCACCCACCCUCCAGAGAAGAAGCUGAGCAAGAACGAGAUCCUGCGUCUGGCCAUGCGCUACAUCAACUUCCUGGUGCAGCUGCUGGAGAGCCAGAGCGGUCAGCCGGCCAGCCACUCCCCCACCGCACUGCUCACCUUUCUCAGAGGGAAUAUGGAGCAGCUGCACUCCCCUCCACACCCCUGGGCUAUGACCAGCGACACAGAAGUCCCGUCACCUGGAUCCAGCUGCGACAGCUCCGAGGCCUGGUAGAAGCACAAAAAAAUAAACUCUUGAGUGGACCUUCUGACCCUUUCACUGGGUUUAAAAACUGAUCUAGUCCUUCCUCAAGACUCUUUUGUCUCUGCAUUUCACACCCUGUGUGUGACUCGUUUCAGUGCAGGAGAUGCAAUAUUGUGUGAUAAUUGUGGACUCCAAACAUGGUUAAAAAUGUGGGCACAGCCUCCACGCUGAUCAGUGUUGAAAUAUAAUUUGCAGGUGAAAAUUAAUUUGUAUUCUGCAUGGAUGUGUAAAAACCUGGAUGUACAAUAUUCCCCUCAUGUCUUCAUAUUAAUAUUCCUUGUUGCCGGCCCGCCUGGAACUAAUUUAGUUUUGCAGUGACGGGGUGUUUUGCCGAUGAGGAAAAUGGAGGGGAUUAAGGAAUUUCUCAUUUCAAGCAAUAGAUCAGCAUUUAAAUAGAUAAUGGCUCAGCCAAUUCUCCAGACUGCAGUCGUUUCAAAAUAGCCAAGGGCACUUUUUCUUCAUCUUCUUUUUUUCUUUUUCAUCGACAUGCUGUUUUUUUUUUCCUCAAGAAGACAAAAUCUGGCCUUUAUUUUCACUUACCAAGGUUACCUGACUUCAGAAGAAUCAGUUCUGUGAAACACUUUUCCUGUUUCUCACCCUUUUACACAACAAUGUUCAGUAUUUGUCGAUUACAGAUUUGUGGUAUUUAGGACUGGGCUGAGGAAUUUCGGCAAAACUGACAAUCCUCUUUCAGUAAUUACAUUUAAAUGUGUUUUUAUUUGAGUUUUUGUAAAAUACGCAUGUCAUAUAGCCAAAGAUUAUGAAUUGAUUGUCUACUGUGAAGAGUGUGCUAAUUAUCUUCUGAUACCUCUUUUUGUAAGUUAUUUUGGUGUGCUUGUGAAUAUACAGUAUGUUAUUUAUUUGAACUAUUUAUUUAAUAAAUGAUUUGUUAAUAAAACACCUUCUGAAUCUUUUUAA
Epinephelus lanceolatus (giant grouper) is the source of this 1471-nucleotide messenger RNA. RefSeq names its product T-cell acute lymphocytic leukemia 2 (gene tal2). The record is from RefSeq and is a predicted model, not a curated record. Gene Ontology annotation, biological process: regulation of transcription by RNA polymerase II. Lineage: Eukaryota; Metazoa; Chordata; Actinopteri; Perciformes; Serranidae. Gene Ontology annotation, molecular function: DNA-binding transcription factor activity, RNA polymerase II-specific; protein dimerization activity; RNA polymerase II cis-regulatory region sequence-specific DNA binding.